AUCUGCACCGCUCUCUCGCAAUCUGAAGAGGUUUCUCGAACCAUCUAUUUGGGUUCUACAUAUGCGACUCUGAAAUCACAUUGCAAGGCUUUUUCUCUAUAUUUCCGCUGUCUUCGUUAACAAGCGUAGAAGAAGAAGAUCCCUUUUUGUCUAGGGUCGUCGGUAAUAGCAGUAAUGGCUGAAGAUGGACCCAACUGGGAAGGAUUGCUCAAAUGGAGCCUCGCUCACACCGACGGUACUCGCCCCACUCGCAAUCUAAGUGAGGAGGAUCGAAGAUGGUUCAUGGAAGCUAUGCAAGCACAGAGUGUUGAUGUGAUUAAGCGCAUGAAAGAGAUAACUCUGGUUAUGCAGACUCCUGAGCAAGUCUUGGAGGCUCAAGGAGUCUCUCCGGGUGAUAUUGAAGGUAUGUUGGAUGAGCUGCAAGAGCACGUCGAGUCUAUCGACAUGGCCAACGACCUUCACUCAAUUGGUGGUUUGGUUCCUCUUCUCGGUUACCUGAAAAACCCCCAUGCAAACAUUCGAGCAAAGGCUGCGGAUGUUGUAACAACUAUUGUCCAGAACAAUCCCCACAGUCAACAACUAGUCAUGGAAGCAAAUGGUUUAGAACCCCUCCUUUCUAAUUUUUCUUCAGAUCCUGAUGUGACUGUUCAAACCAAAGCACUUGGAGCAAUAUCUUCUUUAAUCCGGCACAACAAACCAGGAAUCACAGCAUUCCGUCUGGCAAAUGGUUAUGCAGCCUUGAGAGAUGCUUUAGGUUCCGAGAGUGUAAGAUUUCAAAGGAAAGCCCUCAAUUUGAUCCAGUACCUACUACAUGAAAAUAGUUCAGACUGCAACCUAGUCAGCGAGCUAGGAUUUCCUCGCAUAAUGAUGCACCUUGCCUCAAGUGAAGAUGCAGAGGUACGAGAGGCUGCCCUUCGGGGCCUUCUCGAGCUUGCUCGAGACAAGACAAAGGGGGACGAUGGCAGAGUAGGUGAAGAAGAUGAGAAAUUGAAGCAACUUCUCCAAGAACGGAUCAAUGGUAUUAGCUUGAUGUCACCUGAAGAUCUUGGGGCUGCUCAGGAGGAGAGGCAGCUUCUAGACUCCCUGUGGAAUACCUGUUACAAUGAGCCAUCUUCUUUGCGAGAGAAGGGGCUUCUUGUUCUUCCUGGGGAAGAUGCACCCCCGCCUGAUGUUGCCAGCAAUCAUUUUGAACCUCCUCUUAGAGCUUGGGCUGCAAACCCUUCUGCUGAUAAGAGUCCCGGUCCUGAAAAGAAAGCGGCUCCUUUGCUUUUAGGACCAGGUCCUCCUGAGACUUCAGACAGUCGGAAUAAUUAAGGUUGAGGAGAGGAUUCCAAUGGACAGUUGAAUAGGUAAAGCUAGAAAAGAUGCGAAUGGACAGUGAAUAGAUAGAACUGGUAUGUGGUUCAAUUAGCUUUUAGCUUUGCUGCGUGGGAGUUUUUGUUAUCCCCUGUUGCAUCUGUACAUUUCGCUUUUCCUCGCAUCUACCUCCUGGCUUGUCUGCACCUCUUGGAUUUAGGGAAGGUUGCCAUAAUUUUCACUUGCUUUGGCCUUAAUUUGAUAUUAUAUCUUUCUGUUUGAAGUCCAGUAUCCUGAAAUUAUGUGACGGAUAAGGAUCGGAUUUGGUUGUUGCUUAACAGUUUGUGGCAAAUAUGGUUGAUGAUGUUUUUAACAUCUAGUAUUUUUCAA
This is a messenger RNA of Alnus glutinosa, 1686 nucleotides long. RefSeq lists its product as uncharacterized. The transcript has 6 exons. Lineage: Eukaryota; Viridiplantae; Streptophyta; Magnoliopsida; Fagales; Betulaceae. Bases 175 to 1314 code for a protein of 379 amino acids. The record is from RefSeq and is a predicted model, not a curated record. Gene Ontology annotation, molecular function: protein binding.